UUCUUGGCUCACAUCAUCGCUCCUCAAAUUCAUCUUUUCUACUUCAAUUAAGAUACAAAUUUCUAAUUAUUAAUCUUGUUUAACCCAACGUUAAUUAAACUGUGUUAUGAAAUUAACACUUUAUUUUUAUUUUUAUGAAUUUGGAUAGUAAUUGGGCCGAAACCGAAUCCCAUAGAAUCACGGAUUCUUGCCAUAUUUAUAAAAUCCCGUUAAUUAAUUCACUUUCGUUCCGAUUCAAAUCCACACACCACCCUCUCUCUCUCUCUCUCUCUCUCUCUCUCUCUCUCUCACACAGUAAAAAAAUAUUCACAUCUUUCCCUCCUUUACUCUCGCACUCUCUUUUGUACAGAAGGAGAAGACUAAACUUUGGAGUUGAUUGGGCGAUGGACGCAGCCGCUGCUUACAAUCCACGUACGGUGGAAGAAGUCUUUCGAGAUUUCAAAGGCCGACGAGCUGGCAUGAUUAAAGCCCUUACUUCUGAUGUUGAAGAGUUCUACCAGCAGUGUGACCCUGAGAAGGAAAAUCUUUGCCUGUAUGGAUUUCCCAGUGAGCAGUGGGAGGUGAAUUUACCUGCUGAAGAGGUGCCUCCAGAGCUUCCAGAGCCUGCACUGGGUAUAAACUUUGCCAGAGAUGGGAUGCAAGAAAAGGAUUGGUUGUCCUUGGUUGCUGUCCACAGUGAUGCUUGGCUACUUUCUGUGGCCUUCUACUUUGGUGCUAGGUUUGGGUUUGAUAAAGCUGAUAGGAAACGGCUUUUUAAUAUGAUAAAUGAUCUUCCAACAAUAUUUGAGAUUGUGACAGGGACAGCCAAGAAACAACAGAGAGGCUCAGAAUCUCAGCCCAAGUAUACAAAGGUGAUGCAAGCCAAGGAUGAGGAUGAGGAAGGUCUAGAAGAGGAAGAUGAUGAGGAGCAUGGGGAUACACUCUGUGGGGCUUGUGGAGAGAACUAUGCAGCUGAUGAAUUCUGGAUUUGCUGUGACGCCUGUGAGAAAUGGUUCCAUGGAAAGUGUGUUAAGAUGACCCCGGCAAGGGCUGAGCAUAUUAAACAUUACAAAUGUCCAUCUUGUAGCAGCAACAAGAGAGCACGGCCUUGAUGAUUUGCUGGGCCACUGGCUGUGUGUAUUCUGGAAUUACGGGGCUUCUAACUGCUAGUAGGUUUGUAAGUUAGGUUUGUUCUUAGUCAGGCAUUUCUAGGGUCUCCAUCUGGGAUAUUGUGUAGAGUGGAAAUUUUCUGUUUAUUAGAUCAAAAAUUAGAGUACUUCUGGUCAAGAGGGGAAUUAUCUUGCCCUUCCCCAGCCAUUGGAGGAAAACUUGUUUAUUAUGUCAGAAUUUUCUUAUGUUUAUAUGCAAUUUAUGCCCAUUCUGGAAAUUUGUUUUAGUUUUCCAAUCUAUUUACAUAUAAAUCAAGGCACUUUAACAUUUGUUUUGAACUUGCGG
Pistacia vera is the source of this 1434-nucleotide messenger RNA. Its product is annotated as PHD finger protein ALFIN-LIKE 4-like. Bases 135 to 1091 code for a protein of 318 amino acids. Gene Ontology annotation, cellular component: nucleus. Gene Ontology annotation, molecular function: transcription cis-regulatory region binding; histone binding; transcription coregulator activity. The record is from RefSeq and is a predicted model, not a curated record. Lineage: Eukaryota; Viridiplantae; Streptophyta; Magnoliopsida; Sapindales; Anacardiaceae. Gene Ontology annotation, biological process: regulation of DNA-templated transcription. The transcript has 5 exons.